GCCCCUUCCGGCUUGCGGCACUACCCGGCUUCCCGCGUGUUAACAAGUGCUGUAAUGGCUUCGGCUGUGUCAACUCUAGGGACUGGCGGCCAGACAGGCGAGAUGGCGGCAGAGGUGUUGCCGAGUGCGAGGUGGCUGUAUUGUGGGGAGCCCGAAGAGAUCCAGAGAGCUGUACUGGUCCAGUUCUCCAAUGGGAAGCUGCAGAAUCCAGGCAACAUGCGCUUUACCUUAUACAAGAGCAAUGACUCCACAAACCCCAGGAAGAGGAAUCAGCGGAUCCUGGCAGCUGAAACAGACAGACUUUCCUAUGUGGGAAACAAUUUUGGGACUGGAGCCCUCAAAUGCAACGCUCUGUGCAGGAACUUUGUAGGAAUUUUGAACAAGACCUCUGGCCAAAUGGAAGUAUAUGAUGCUGAAUUGUUCAACAUGCAGCCACUGUUUUCAGAUGAAUCAAUUGAGAGUGAACUGACACUAGAGAGCCAGAACAGAAGUUACAGAGAAAAGAUGGAUUCUUGUAUUGAAGCCUUUGGAACCACCAAGCAGAAGCGGGCGCUGAACUCCCGGAGAAUGAACAGAGUUGGCAAUGAAUCUUUGAAUCGUGCAGUAGCUAAGGCCGCAGAGAAUAUCAUUGAUACGAAGGGUGUGACUGCGCUGGUCAGUGAUGCCAUCCACAGUGACUCGCAAGAUGACUCUCUCUGUCUUCCUCACUGCUAUGCUGAUGCAGCCAAGCCUGAAGAUGUGUAUAAGUUUGAAGAUCUUCUUUCCCCUGUGGAGUAUGAAGCUCUUCAGAGCCCAUCUGAAGCUUUCAGGAACGUCACAUCAGAAGAGAUACUGAAGAUGAUUGAAGAGAACAGCCACUGCUCCUUUGUCAUAGAAGCAUUGAAGUCUUUGCCAUCAAAUGAGGAGAGCCGAGACUGGCAGGCCCGAUGCAUAUGGUUUCUGGACACGCUCAUCAAAUUUCGAUCUCAGAGAGUGAUUAAGCGGAAAAGUGCCCUGGGACCUGGAAUUCCACACAUCAUCAACACCAAACUGCUGAAGCACUUUACCUGCUUGACUUACAACAAUGGCAGAUUACGGAACUUAAUUUCGGAUUCUAUGAAGGCGAAGAUUACUGCAUAUGUGAUCAUACUUGCUUUGCACAUAAACAACUUCCAGAUUGACCUGACAGUGUUACAGAGGGACCUGAAGCUCAGUGAGAGAAGGAUGAUGGAGAUAGCAAAAGCCAUGAGGCUGAAGAUCUCUAAAAAAAGGGUGUCUCUGGCUACGGGUGGGGAAGAGGAUCACAAACUGGGCACUCUGUCCAUCCCGCUGCCUCCGGCACAGACACUGGACCGCCAGUCAAAGCGGAGAAGAAUUACCUAGAUAUGUACUUUUCAAGAGAGCAUUUUGACCACAUCAUAGCCACUGGUUCUGUUUAUUUCCAUUUUUAUUUUUAAAAAGGAAGGAAAAAAGAAGCCUUGCUUUGGCACAGGUAUGAAGCCAGAAGCCAGCAUCCCAGUCAUGGCUAUCUUACACAGAAAUAGAAAGUGACAGCCAAGUUGGACUUCAUCUCCAUUCUUUGGUGUUGCAGUGAUUACAAAUGGCAAAUGUUUCUCAUGUUGGUUCACAUGUGUGGGGAUUUGGGAGGGUGGGGCCUGGGGAAAUUGGAGUCAAAAGAUCUCACCAGGCUGAACCCUGAGUCAAAUCUGAUGGAUGACGGUUUAUAAAAUGAAAUUUGAAGUGCUGUGCUUGGGUCUGCGAGGGCCAGGGGACUGCAUGGUGAGGAGGAGGAUCUCACCCGGCAGGGCUGGAAAAGGAGGCUUCAGGCUUUAUCAGUGGCUGACUGUGGGUCACCAGUGUGAUGGGGUUGCCACAACAGGCUGCCUUACAGCCUGCUGCGAUAAUGUGAAGCCAAGUCAAAGGAGGGAAGUGAUGACCCCACUGUCUCUUGAGGCCACAUAGAGGGCAGGGGUCGGCUUGGAAAGCCACACUUUGAGGAGGAUGCAUCCUUCAGGGUUCAGUGCAGAAAACAAUUGCUCUAGAUAUCUUAAGAAGAAAGGAGUUUAGUACACGGAUAAAGUGCUAUCAAAUUUUUAGAAGGGCCGGAGAACUGGGAAUGAGCAAGUUGCCUCUGGAACUGCUGAAUUCAAGAGCACACUGCUGGGGUUGCCACUGGAGACCAGGAAGCCACUUCCGCCCCACAGCUGCUUCUCGAAUUCAUGAAGCUGGAGACUUGACCCUGGGGUGCUGAGUUCAGCCACCCAUGCCUCUAGUACCUACGUGUCCACCCCCUUGCUUGUUAGAACAAGCAGCCAAAAGAUCAGGAAGCCGGCCUUGUCAUUUCCUUCCGUGAGUGUAUAUAUAGGAGCCUGGUUUGCAUCUAGAAUUCUAGCAACAAGGGAGUCUUGGAAAUAAGUUUCAGCUCUCCAGGCUCUAGUUACAGGAGGUGAAUGGAUAUACCUGCCACUGGGGAGAUAGAACGGCCUGUGUCCAGGUGAGUGCUAUACAGACCGGAAUGUGACAGGAAGGCUUAGGUACGUGGCCCAGGCUCUGUCUCUGGUCUCCAGGGCUCUUCUGAGGCAGUGGGGACAGCUGUGAUCUGUGGUACUUUGCAUCUGGGAGGCCGGAUCAGUGAAGGGAGACAGCCCAGCUCCCUGAAAAAUGACAGGAGGAAGUUUACACACAGCUGGGCCGUCUGAUAGGGAGCCACAGUGGAAAUGAGUCUUGGAUGAGCUUUGGGACAGGUGGUUCUUACUGUCUUUGAGCUCUGGGAUGUUGUUACCAGAGCCACUUCUGUGGCAAGACUGCCCAAAAUGUGUUUUUGCCGUGCUUCUCUCUUGCGUCUCCAUCGAUCCCUGACCCUGGGUAGGAGACACGUGCAGCUUAUUACUUUGUCUCCCUCCAGCCGAGGUGUGAGCAGGAAAUCUACAUGCUUCUUGUUUUUCUUUAAGCUAUUGUGAAAAUCAAGUAUGUGAUUCCACAUCAGGGAAAACUAUUAAUACCUUUCUGUGAAAAAAGGACUGCUAAAUGGGCGUGUAGGGUAGACCAUGUUUUCGUGAAUACUUUUUAGAUUCUGAUGAGUUUGGUAUGUUGAGGCUUAAUUUCUGGGACUGUUGGGCCCUCAGCAUUUGACUGGGCCCCUCUGAACAACCUCUGUCUUAGUGGGGACCUCUGUCCUGGCCUGUCUUCAGUCACCUGCACAGACUGCUAAUAUUGAUAGGGAAAGUCUAGGAUGGCAGAUAAGUAUUUGUCCUGGGUGACAGCAGGUGUAUCUCACUAAAAUGCAGGGGAUGCAUUCCCAGAGGUUGACUGAAAGCAAAUUUCCAUACAUUGAGGUUUGUGAAAGGCUGAAAUGAGUUUGAAAUAAGUUUGGAGGCUUAAAAGAAGGUGCUUGUUCAGCCUGACAUAUUAAGUGGGCAUUGUCUGUUGAAUGAGUCACAGUAUGUGCUUUCCUUCCUUGGCAAGGUUAUUAGGCAAUAAAUAAUGGAAUAAUGAAAUUGUACUAGG
Lemur catta (Ring-tailed lemur) is the source of this 3486-nucleotide messenger RNA. It is a transcript of the gene POLR1E, whose product is annotated as RNA polymerase I subunit E. The coding region runs from base 55 to 1362 and encodes 435 amino acids. Gene Ontology annotation, molecular function: DNA binding. Gene Ontology annotation, biological process: nucleolar large rRNA transcription by RNA polymerase I; transcription elongation by RNA polymerase I; RNA polymerase I preinitiation complex assembly. The transcript has 12 exons. The record is from RefSeq and is a predicted model, not a curated record. NCBI's taxonomy places the organism in Eukaryota, Metazoa, Chordata, Mammalia, Primates, Lemuridae. Gene Ontology annotation, cellular component: RNA polymerase I complex.